UGGUGCAGAGAAGUGAAGCUUGGAGAUUGACUCAUUCAGCCUGAACAUUAGGGUCCUCCAUUCACGGCUCUGGUGACUCUCUGGCUCUUAGCGACUUUCUCCGCUCCCAGCCUCCAGUCCCCAGAAAGACUCGCUUCUCUUUUAACCUCCUCUUUAACUUCCAACGCCUAUGAAGCUUGCCUCACCUUCUUUCUCUGCCCUGGGAUACCUGAGCCAGGAACCCUUAGAGACCCUCACCUUAGUCCUCUGGCCCUGUGAGCUUUCAGCACAGGGCGGACCAGGCUUUCGCUGUGUGAGGUUCUCCAGCCCGGGAACUUCCACGUUCCUGGAAACCACUACUCGCUCACUUGGUUGCACGCCGGGCUUAGCGCAUGCAAUACUAUUUUAUCAAACCAAAAGUGAAGUAUACGAGCUUUCUUACCUUUGCGUGCGCCUCAUGGACCAUUAGCUGCUCCAGAGCGGUGGAGAUAACCAAGCCGCAGCCCGGAAAGUUGAAGAGACACUUUGCCUUCUGCACUCCAACCUUUGCGCCACCUCAUCCAGCCAGCUGCGCGGGAACCUGCGCAGCCAAGCCGGGACCGGACCCGACAGGGGGCGACAAACUCUUCCCGGUCAGACGAAUUUCUCCCAAUCGGAUGAAGUUCACCUUGGGCCUGGGGUCGCGGGCCUGGAGAGUGUCCUGGGAGCGGGCGGCGGCGGCUGCGGCAGGCCCUGGGGCGGGCGGCGCGCUGGGCAGCGGCUCACUGCGCGUCUCCAGCCGCCGCGGCCCACGGCUCGCGCGCGCCCUCCCUCUAUGCCUCUCCGGCGGUGGCGGCGCCCGAGCUCUCCCGGACUGCGCCGGGCCCAGCCCCCGCCGCUCCGGCGCCAGGCAGCUGGCCGGCCCGCGCGCGAUGGAGCAGACGUACGGCGAAGUGAACCAACUUGGUGGCGUGUUCGUCAACGGCCGUCCCCUGCCCAAUGCCAUCCGCCUACGAAUCGUGGAGCUAGCACAGCUGGGUAUCCGACCCUGUGACAUCAGUAGGCAACUGCGGGUCUCUCAUGGCUGCGUGAGCAAAAUCCUGGCGCGCUACAACGAGACCGGCUCCAUCCUGCCCGGGGCCAUCGGGGGCAGCAAACCUCGAGUUACCACCCCCAAUGUAGUGAAGCACAUCCGGGACUACAAACAGGGGGAUCCUGGCAUCUUUGCCUGGGAGAUCCGUGACCGGCUACUGGCUGAUGGCGUUUGUGACAAGUACAACGUGCCCUCUGUGAGCUCCAUCAGUCGCAUCCUGCGAAAUAAGAUUGGCAGCCUGGCGCAGCCAGGGCCAUACGAAGCAAGUAAGCAGCCGCCUCCGCAGCCUGCACUGCCCUACAAUCAUAUCUACCAGUACCCCUACCCCAGCCCAGUGUCACCCACGGGCACUAAGAUGGGCACUCAUCCCGGGGUCCCCGGCUCGGCGGGCCACGUCAGUAUCCCGCGUUCAUGGCCCUCCGCACAUUCAGUCAGCAACAUCCUGGGCAUCCGGACGUUUAUGGAGCAAACAGGGGCCCUGGCUGGGAGCGAAGGCGCUGCCUACUCCCCCAAGAUGGAAGACUGGGCGGGUGUGAACCGUGCGGCCUUCCCCACCUCGCCAGCAGUGAAUGGACUCGAGAAACCUGCCUUGGAGGCAGACAUUAAAUAUACUCAGUCGGCUUCCAGCCUCUCCGCAGUGGGAGGCUUCCUUCCUGCCUGCGCCUACCCGGCUUCCAACCAGCACGGAGUAUACAGCGCUCCAGCAGCCGGCUACCUAUCUCCCGGCCCGCCCUGGCCACCAGCCCAGGCACCCCCACUGACGCCCCACGGAGCUGGUGUGGCGGUGCACGGCGGGGAGCUUGCAGCGGCAAUGACCUUCAAACACCGAGAAGGGACCGACCGGAAGCCCCCCAGCCCGGGAGGCAAGGCCACGGAUGCACUCGGUAGCUUACACGGACUGCCCAUCCCAGCCUCGACCUCCUAGGGGCUGUCCUCUCACAGAGCCACAGCCCGGUUCAGAGGAGCCGGCCGGGAGUGCAGCUCAGCUCAUUCGACCUCUGCACCUCUGCGCUAGCAGCAUCCUGGAGUUGGGGCCCCGGCAUUGCUUUGGUCUCAACAGUUCCGCCGGUGCUUCCUUCAGGAAACCCUGGAAUUUUUUAGGUCUUUCCGAGUCUUGGUUUUAGAUGGCUGCGUUCUCCUAACCUUCCUAGUUCGGAGAGAGACUCCUGCAUCCACCUCAAUUUAUUUUUGUUUUGUCUUUUCCCAUCCAUAUCCUUCCUCUCUCUUCUUCUUCCUCUUCCACUCCCUCCCUCCGCCUGUUCUCUCUCUCUCUUCCCUCCUUUAUAUUCUCAUCUCAAUCCUUUCUCUUUCUGCAUUCUCUCUCUCUCUCUCUCUCUCUCUCUCUCUCUCUCUCUCUCUCUCUCUCUCUCUCUCUCUCCUCACACACACUUUUCUCACAAUCAAAGGUCUUUACAGCUUCCCUAGGCUCGACUUCUUCAAUCCGCGGGUGGGGAAAACUUCAGUGCAUUCUUCAAGGACCCAACCUUCCUUUAUACCCCUCCCCCCACUCCCCUGAGCAGCCACAGUCCCAAGGGAGUGGGGCUUGAACCUAGGAGCAAAGCCAAAGCCCUUAAUCAUAUAUUUUUAUAGUAACAAACAAGAGUACAACUUCCUUGGAUUGCUGCCCCUACCCCAAGAAUAUUGUUUGGAAACCUUUUGUUUUUCUGUGCCCAGUGACUAGGCUGGCUUUGUUUCUACGUUAAUGUCACCCAAAAGAAGACAGGACAGGAGAAAGAGAUGCUGGGACUGGUGUUGGGACUGGUGGUGUUUUUAGUAAUUAAAGACUAGGCUUAUCUCUCAGCCAGAUAUGCCCAACACUCCUUAAUGUACCUCCAGAGCCAUCAGCAUGGUUUCGGGUGUUUGGGGCUCAGUACAUUUGUUAAUUUUGAAGAACAAACUGCUUCAGGGUGGUGAGGUUCAUUUUGGUUUCUGGUUUGCAAAGAAUUGGGGUGGGCAAAAACCCAGGAACCCAGAAGGCUUCUUCUGGAGCUAGGCAAGAGGGCUAUUAAAUGAUUUCAAGUUAAGGCGCACUGGUGGUGGGGACUCUGAGCAUAAUUCAAUUGUUGUAGUCAUAAACAUAUUACUGGUGAGAGUCUGACUUCACCUGUUAAACAUGGCUGCCUUUGAAUAAAGGAAAGUCUGAAACUCGCCAGCUUGGUGAGGGAGAAAGUC
Mus musculus (house mouse) is the source of this 3223-nucleotide messenger RNA. RefSeq names its product paired box 1 (gene Pax1). The transcript is spliced from 6 exons. Gene Ontology annotation, molecular function: transcription cis-regulatory region binding; DNA-binding transcription activator activity, RNA polymerase II-specific; DNA binding. Gene Ontology annotation, biological process: tissue development; regulation of DNA-templated transcription. NCBI's taxonomy places the organism in Eukaryota, Metazoa, Chordata, Mammalia, Rodentia, Muridae. Gene Ontology annotation, cellular component: nucleus; transcription regulator complex. The record is from RefSeq and is a predicted model, not a curated record. Bases 372 to 1976 code for a protein of 534 amino acids.